This is a messenger RNA of Pipistrellus kuhlii (Kuhl's pipistrelle), 2353 nucleotides long. It is a transcript of the gene DOK7, whose product is annotated as docking protein 7. Lineage: Eukaryota; Metazoa; Chordata; Mammalia; Chiroptera; Vespertilionidae. Gene Ontology annotation, molecular function: protein kinase binding. The coding region runs from base 88 to 1461 and encodes 457 amino acids. Gene Ontology annotation, biological process: positive regulation of protein tyrosine kinase activity; neuromuscular junction development. The record is from RefSeq and is a predicted model, not a curated record. The transcript has 7 exons.
GCCGCCCCGCCCCGCCCCGCCCCGCGCCCCAGCUAUUUUGAAAGUGACCCCGGGCGGCGGGCGGCGGCGGCGGCACCAUGACAGAAGAUGACCGAGGCGGCGCUGGUGGAGGGCCAGGUCAAGCUGCGGGACGGCAAGAAGUGGAAGACUAGGUGGCUGGUGCUGCGCAAGCCGUCGCCCGUGGCAGACUGCCUGCUGAUGCUGGCCUACAGGGACCGGGCGGAGCGCGCCAAGGGCCUGCGGGAGCGCAGCAGCCUGACGCUGGAGGACAUCUGCGGCCUGGAGCCCGGCCUGGCCUACGAGGGCCUGGCCCACACGCUGGCCAUCCUGUGCCUGUCACAGGCCAUCAUGCUGGGCUUCGACAGCCGCGAGGCCAUGUGCGCCUGGGACGCCCGCAUCCGCCACGCCCUGGGCGAGGUGCACAGGUUCCCCGUGACGGUGGCGCCGGGCACCAAGCUGGAGAGCGGCCCUGCCACCCUGCACCUCUGCAAUGACCUGCUGGUGGUGGCCAGGGACGUGCCCCCGGCCGUGGCGGGCCAGUGGAAGCUGUCGGACCUCCGGCGCUACGGGGCCGUGCCCAACGGCUUCAUCCUGGAAGGCGGGACCCGCUGUGGCUACUGGGCCGGCGUCUUCUUCCUGUCCUCCACGGAGGGGGAGCGGAUCAGCUUCCUGUUCGACUGCAUCGUGCGAGGCAUCUCCCCGAGCAAGGGCCCCGCCGGGCUGCGGCCGCUGCUCCCAGACGCGGGCGCCGGGGGAGCCGCCGCCGCGGAGGAGCGCGUGGCCCUGGAGGCGCUGGAGGCCCUGCAGCUGGAGAAGCGGCUCAGCCUGCUGUCCCACUGCGGCCGCCCGGGCAGCGGAGGGGACGACCGCAGCCUGUCCAGCUCGUCCUCGGAGGCCAGCCACUCGGACGUCAGCGCCGGCAGCCGGCUGGCCGCGUGGCCGGAGCAGUCCUCGUCCUCCUCCGCCAGCGCCUCGCAGGAGGGCCCGGGGCUGGCGGCCCCCGCGCUCGGGGAGGCCGCGCCGGGCGCGCCCCGGCCGCCGCCCCGGCCCCCGCGGCCGCGGCAGCUGCAGGAGCUGGGCCGCCAGGGCUCCUCGGACAGCGGCAUCGCCACGGGCAGCCACUCCUCCUACUCGGGCAGCUGCUCGUCGUGCGCGGGCAGCAGCCUGGACGUGUGGCGCGCGGGCGAGGAGCUGGGCUCGCAGCUCAGCCUGCCGCCCGGGGCCGAGCCGCGCCUGUGCGCCUGCGCGCCCGCCGCCGAGUACCAGGUGCCGGGCGCCCCGCGGCCGCACUACGACACGCCCCGCAGCCUGCGCCCCGCGCCCCGCGCCCCGGGCGGCCCCCCGCCCAGCCCGGCCCCCCGAGAGCCCUGGGAGGCGGGCGGCCUGCGCGCGGGGCCCCCGCCGGCUGUCUUCGCCCCGUGCGCGGCCUGCGGAGGACUCAAGGUAAAGCCCCCGCCCUGAGGCGGGCCGGCCGCCCGCACGUGCGGCCCGGGGGCGGGCGGGGGCGCCGGCACCGCGGGGACCCGCAGGACCGGGCGGCCCGCCUGGCGCUGCUGGACGUGCCUCUGGCCUGCGGGGCGAGGGGCGGGGCCCGCGGGGGAUGGGGCGGGGAGGGGCGGGGCCUGGCCCUGCGGGGGCCCAGAGGCACCCCCCGCCCGUCCGCUGCUGCCCGGACAGCCGGAACCCCCCCGCUCUGCUCGGCCGGGUCCCUCCCGGUCGCGCAGGCACCGCCUUGGUCAAGUCCCUCCGUGGCAGCUCCAGUCACACGUCCCGCCCCGGGACGCGAGCCCGAGAUAGCCUCGCUGUGCGCCCAGUGCAGGGCGAGCCUUCCCUUGUCCCGCUGCUCCUCGGACCCGGACCCGGACCCACACCCACCCCUCCAGCGGCCUGUCCGGUGCGGAGGAAACUGAGGCUCAGGAGGCACAGGGACUGUGGGACCGCCCUGGGCUCUCCCACCCCAACAGCCUCCCGACGGCCCGGCGGGCGGGUCCUGGAGCCUCCCAGGGCCCAACUGCCAAGGGGCGGGAAGGCGGCCGUGCGGGGCCUGUCCCUCUGCCCGGAGGGCCUGCCCCUCUGCCCGGAGGGCCGGGCCUGCUUGGGCCCUGGCGGCCGCUCCGCUGCUGCAUGGAGCCUGCCUGCCUGGCUGUACGUCCGCUCCGUUUCCGAGGCACCGAGCGGCCGGCCGGACCCACGAUCCUGGGCUCGGGGCGCCUGGUCCCUCCGGCCUCUCUGGCAUCCCGGCCCGUGCUGCUUCUCACGUCACUGUCGCGGAAGACGUUGUUGCUCUGACAUUUUUAAAGCCUGAGUUUGUAACGAGUUCUUACUUAGACCGGAAAUAAAACCUUCUUUUCCU